Messenger RNA from Conger conger (European conger), 3658 nucleotides. RefSeq names its product gamma-aminobutyric acid receptor subunit rho-2-like. Gene Ontology annotation, molecular function: GABA-A receptor activity; extracellular ligand-gated monoatomic ion channel activity; neurotransmitter receptor activity. The record is from RefSeq and is a predicted model, not a curated record. Gene Ontology annotation, biological process: chemical synaptic transmission; regulation of membrane potential; signal transduction. NCBI's taxonomy places the organism in Eukaryota, Metazoa, Chordata, Actinopteri, Anguilliformes, Congridae. Gene Ontology annotation, cellular component: membrane; GABA-A receptor complex; synapse. The transcript is spliced from 9 exons. The coding region runs from base 212 to 1627 and encodes 471 amino acids.
GCUAACCAAUCAGAGGACAAGUAAGACAAGCUGCUUGGCGUUGGAAACAUAUCAGUAGUGGAUGUUUAAUCAACCGGAAUGUAUUUUGUAAUGACUGCUGCAACGUUUGUGGUGCUUUGAACGAAAAGAUGAUUCACUGUUCAAAAAAAUGCGAACCGGAACAAAGGGGGAUUUCUAGACUCAUUCCCAGAGAUUUAACUUUGUACGCAUAAUGCCUUAUUUUACCAAACUGCUGUUUUUACUGUUUUGCCUGAUGCUUAUUGGAGAGUGCCGAAAGCAUAGACGUAGGAACAGGAGGUGGACUGGACCCGUGGAAACUCUCAAGCAUGGCAAUCCUUUAUCAAAGAAGAUGGUAGAUGUGACCAAAGCACGUAAAGUGAAGAAAGACCACCUACUUCGAGUAGACGACCACGAUUUUACCAUGAGGCCAGCAUUUGCAGGCCCUGCCAUUCCUGUCGGAGUAGAUGUCCAGGUGGAAAGCCUUGACAGUAUUUCAGAAGUAGAUAUGGACUUCACCAUGACGCUUUACCUCAGACACUACUGGAAGGAUGAGCGCCUGUCCUUUCCUAGCAGCACAAACAAGAGCAUGACCUUCGACGGUCGACUGGUGAAGAAGAUUUGGGUGCCCGAUGUCUUCUUUGUGCACUCAAAGAGGUCCUUCAUUCACGACACCACAACAGACAACAUCAUGCUCAGGGUUUUUCCUGAUGGCCAUGUACUGUACAGUCUGAGGGUCACCGUAACAGCCGCCUGUAACAUGGACUUCAGUCGCUUUCCUUUAGACUCGCAGACCUGCACGUUAGAGCUGGAAAGCUAUGCCUACACAGAUGAAGACCUCAUGUUGUACUGGAAGAGUGGUGACGAGUCACUGAGCACUGAUGACAAGAUCUCUCUGUCCCAGUUCCUCAUUCAGAAGUUCCACACCACCUCCAGGCUGGCUUUCUACAGCAGCACAGGAUGGUACAACCGGCUGUACAUCAACUUCACCCUGCGACGCCACAUCUUCUUCUUCCUGCUCCAGACCUACUUUCCCGCCACGCUAAUGGUCAUGCUCUCCUGGGUCUCCUUCUGGAUCGAUCGCCGUGCGGUUCCCGCCAGAGUGUCGUUGGGGAUCACCACGGUGCUCACAAUGUCCACCAUCAUCACUGGGGUCAACGCGUCCAUGCCCAGGGUCUCCUACAUCAAAGCUGUGGACAUCUACCUCUGGGUCAGCUUUGUGUUUGUAUUUCUAUCGGUGCUGGAAUACGCCGCAGUCAACUACCUGACUACGGUGAAGGACGGAAAGGACCGGAAGCUCAGAGAAAAAGCCAGAGAGCAGCAGAACCUGCCCUGCACCUGCGGGAUGUCCCACACCAGGACCAUGAUGCUGGACGGGACAUACAGCGAGGCGGACACGAACAGCCUGGCGGGCUACACACAGGCGCCCAUGGGGCCUGACGAGCCCGAGAAGCCGGAGCGGAUGGUGGUGCACCUCUCCCUGGACAGCGAAUCCAGCGCCGCCAAGAAGAAAGGACUGCGCGGCUUCCGCAUCAUCAACAACACCCACGCCAUCGACACCUACUCCCGCAUGAUCUUCCCCGGGGCUUACAUCAUCUUCAACCUCAUCUACUGGUCCGUGUACUGCUGAGCCCUCCCAGCGAUUGGCUGGAUGUCCUCUGGAAAGGGGGGGAGGGGCAGAACGAUGAUGUGAUUGGUUGGGACUCAAGGACACACCUCUUGGAACUGAGAAAAGGGGUGGUGGUCUUGCGCUGCACGGUAGCUGAAGGGGCCUGUCGUUUUGUUGUCGGAUCCUUCCCUCCGAAGGGACUUGCUGAGGAUUUUACAGACCUACUGUUCAGUGUCUCCCAGUGUAAUGCAAUGAAGCUGCAGACAGUCGGACUGGAACAGGACUGUUUAUUUAUCUUUAUUUAUUUGUUCCACACUCUGUCAGUGCAGAAGCAGGAAGACACACGUCCGUUAAGACGACAGAAUAACAUAAGUACCAGAUCACUUGCUUUCGCAAUUCUUUGUCUCCUGCUCUUUUAUCUUCACAUUAGCACAUGUGUGGUCAGAACCAUUUCUGGGUAAUACUGUAGGUGCGGAACAUGUUGCUGUCAGCUUUGUCCCCAGUCAGACUCUUUAGCCUCACACCACCUUAGGAUUUCAUUUUGAGCAUUGAAAUCCUCCUGAAAGAUUAAAUGAAUUGUUUUUGUGGUAAGAAUAUAAGAAAAACCAAAGUGGCAGUAAUGUGUUUGUAUGCCAACAGCUGUAUGCUAAGGAUAUCAUGGAGUGCCAUGCCAGAAUUGAAAGGCUCCUGUCCUCCUCUGGUCAUCUCUCCAAAAUGCAAGAAACGCAGACACAGAGCAAAUGUAAUAUCCCAUGUUUCACUGUGGAAAGGUAGCCUUAUAAAGCCGUGUUAAAAAUGAUCUGAGCACGUGCAUCCACCUGGGUUGCAAACGUCUGAAAGACUUUCUUCAUAAUUUUGCUUGAGAUUAAAAAUAGAGAGACAGAGAAAAGAUGCACAGUGAACCAGGGCUGCCCAACCCUGUUCCUGGAGAUUUUCCGUCCUGUAGGAUUCCCAACCUUAACAAAGCACACUUACUUCAACAGCUAGAGAUCUUAUUGAGCUGCAAAUCAAUAGAAGCAGGAUUGACAUGAAAACCUCCAGGAAUAGGGUUGGAAAGCCCUGAUCUAGACCAAGCAAUGGUUUACAGUAUCUAUAGAAAGGCUGGCUUUCCUCAAAGCACUACCAGUGUGCUGGAGGAUUCUUAAUAAAAACCUGUUGGUUUGUUCAUUCGUGUAUUUGUUUUUGGUGCCGGUAGACCCACGCCAUCUUACCUUAAUAAGCUGCAGAGACUGUACAGGGCUAAAGAGGUGUUUUAGUGUAUUAUUCCAAUAUCAUGGUUACCAUAUUUGAUUGAUCAUUUUGUUAACAUUUUACCUGAAAUGUCACAUUAUGGAGCCUAUAUUGUGCCAGCUUGUUAUUUCUACAUUGUUCUGCUAUUACCGGUUGUAGUAGAGUAUCUUAUGACAACUGGAAAGCACGCUUCUUGCACAGUAUUGUUUGUGAGCAAUUUGUGAUUGACAUAUCUGUUGGCUGCAACUGUGAGUCUUCAUAGAAACAUAAUGUUGGGAAAGUAAUGCUACUUGCUGAAACAUUCCCAGGUAAAAUGUUACAUUGAUUAAAUCCACAAAAUGGCUCUGCAAAGACUGAGGGUGAAAAAGGUUGUUUGAAUUUUGAAUAUAUUUACCCGUUUGAACAGCCUUACUGGUUUGAAACGGCCUUAACUAAAACUAUUUGUCAUCUUUUAGAAUUGGAUAUGUCUCAAGAUCAAUUCAUGAUUUCACAGGCAACUUUAUACAGUAUUUUUCAUCUGCCAUCUAGGUGACAAUUAGUAACAUUAGACAUGUAGAUAGCAGAACACAUGAGUGGGGUCCACUGGACAGUCCACAUUUCUACACACAUCUGUUUUUCAGUCUUCUUCCCUUUGGUAUCAUGGCUUCAUUUUUCUCUGUAAUAAUGUCAGUCUGUAGGGCUGCGACUCUGGAAACAAACACACGCAGAGUCGAACAGACAGACCAAACACUUAUUAUGGUCACAGACCAAUCGUUGUUUCUGAAAAUGUCAAGAAUGUAUGCUGUACAUACAGCUGUAAUAAAUAAAAUUCGGUGAAAAUCC